Triticum dicoccoides is the source of this 1255-nucleotide messenger RNA. RefSeq names its product chloroplast envelope quinone oxidoreductase homolog. The record is from RefSeq and is a predicted model, not a curated record. The coding region runs from base 94 to 1104 and encodes 336 amino acids. Gene Ontology annotation, molecular function: oxidoreductase activity. NCBI's taxonomy places the organism in Eukaryota, Viridiplantae, Streptophyta, Magnoliopsida, Poales, Poaceae. The transcript has 4 exons.
AAGGGCCAACCAUAUCAGCAUCACCGCAUUACACACCACACCACCCACCAGUCUCUCUCUCUCUCUCUCUCUCUCACGGGACACGGCGCUGCCAUGGCGACCCCGAGGACGAUGAGAGCCGUGCAGUACGACAAGUAUGGCGGAGGAGCAGAAGGCCUCGAGCAUGUGGAGGUGCCGGUGCCGUCGCCGAAGAAGGGGGAGGUGCUGCUGAAGAUGGAGGCGGCCAGCAUCAACCCCAUCGACUGGAAGAUCCAGAAGGGCAUGCUCCGCCCCUUCCUCCCCGGCAAGUUCCCCUUCACGCCAGUGGGCGAUCUGGCCGGCGAGGUGGUGGAGCUGGGCAGCGGCGUGACCAACUUCAAGCCGGGAGACAAGGUCAUCUCCAUCAGCUUCCCGAGCGGCGGCGGGCUCGCGGAGUACGCGGUGGCGCCGGCGUCGCUCACGGUGGCGAGGCCGACGGAGUUGUCCGCCGUCGAAGGUGCCUGCCUGCCGGCCGCCGGAGGCUCCGCGCUGCAGCUGCUCAAGCUCGCCGGGGUCAGCUUCGACGGGACCUCCGGCGCGACCGGCCCGAAGAACGCGCUGGUGACCGCGGCCUCGGGCGGCGUGGGCCACUACGCCGUGCAGCUCGCGAAGCUCGCCGGCCUGCACGUCACGGCCACCUGCGGCGCGCGCAACGUGGACUUCGUCCGGGGACUGGGCGCCGACGAGGUGCUCGACUACAGGACGCCCGAGGGCGCGGCCCUGCGGAGCCCGUCGGGCAGGAGGUACGACGCGGUGGCGAACUGCGCGGCGGGGGUGCCGUGGCCGGCGCUCAAGGCGGUGCUGGCCGACGAGGGCGGCACGGUGGCGGACGUCACGCCGGGGGUCGGCGCCGCGCUCACGUCCAUCCUGCAGAAGGCGACCUUCGCCAAGAAGAGGCUGGCGCCGCUGAUGCUGGCGCCGAGGAGGGAGGAGAUGGAGUGGCUGGUGGGCUUGGCGAGGCAGGGGAAGCUCAGAACGACGGUGGACUCGAGGUUCCCGCUGAGCAGAGCACAGGAGGCCUGGGCUAAGAGCAUGGAGGGGCAUGCCACCGGCAAGAUCGUUGUGGAAAUGGGAGGCGCAGAAUGAACAUGAAACUGUUGAUGUGUUUGUCUAUGUGUGGCAAUUUGAGAAAUUAAGAAUUAUGGAAUCAAGAUAUGCUAGCUAUUGAUAUACAGUGCAUGUAAAAACUUAUGUUAAGGCACUUUAAAAAAAACGUAUGUUAAGGAUUAGAGCACCA